Messenger RNA from Ciona intestinalis (vase tunicate), 2784 nucleotides. NCBI's taxonomy places the organism in Eukaryota, Metazoa, Chordata, Ascidiacea, Phlebobranchia, Cionidae. The record is from RefSeq and is a predicted model, not a curated record.
UCAUAACGAUCGUAUUUUAAUUUUACAGAUCAUUUUUCACUUCCUGUUUUCUAUAUUUGAGUUUCCUUAUUUUAAAGUUAAAAUCCCGUCGUAGCAACACCGUUAUGGGCAACAACAACAGCUCAACCACAGAAUCAGAUGGAGAACAUGACGUCACAGAAACCGUCAUCGAAGCACCCCUACCAGUCGAACCUCGGGCCGAUCCAGAUAUCAUUGAAAACAUAGAAGGAGCUUCUUUAACGUCAAACACUAUCACAUCGGAAUUCGGGGAAAUCAAGGAGGUUAUCCUGAAGAAAAGCGCCGAAGCAGGGAAGGCAUAUGUGUAUAGAGACAAAGAUUUUCCCGCUGAAUCUAAAUCUUUGUAUUACACAUCGCGUGCACCAAGUAAAUGGGGAGACAUUGAAUGGAAACGGCCUAUGGAUCUUUCACCAAAUCCACGCUUGUUAAAGAACGGUCAAAGUAGUGAGGAUAUCAUACAAGGGAUGCUUGGAAACUGUUGGUGGCUCGCAUCGUCUGCAGCUAUAUGCAGAUCGUCGAAACAUAUACAAAAGGUUGUUCCCGGGGACCAGGUAAUGACGGGACCAGAUUACGUAGGCAUGUUUCACUUCCGGUUUUGGAGGUUUGGACAAUGGGUUGACGUCAUAGUUGAUGACAACCUUCCCACACUGCGUGGUUCCCUCUGCUUCGGUAGAUCAGCGAAUCCAGAUGAGUUCUGGCUGCCGUUGAUGGAAAAGGCCUAUGCUAAAGUCCAUGGGUCCUACCAAGCCACCGAGGGAGGUUUUACACAAGAUGGAAUGGAAGACUUAACUGGUGGUAUCGCUGUCACUUAUGACUUGGGUAGCAAGACACCCAGUAAUCUAUUCAGGAUAAUGACCAAAGCUUUACGGAACGAUAGUUUCGUAUGCGGAGGUAUUCAAGGAACAACUGAAUCUGUUGACUCAACCACAGGCCUUGUGAGUGCACACGCUUAUUCAGUGCUUAAAGUGGCAAAGGUCAACUACCGUGGGGAUACAGUUAAGCUGGUUAAAUUAAGGAACCCAUGGGGUGGCAAGAAUGAAUGGAAAGGUGAUUGGAGCGACGAUUCAUUUACGUGGCACUACAUACCCGAUGACGUAAAGUACAGCAUGGGGUACGAGAACAGAGACAAUGGAGAAUGGUGGAUGUCGUUUGAUGACUUCACAAACUACUUUACUGACGUCACAUUCUGCACGGUUGGACCAGAUUUCGACAGUGACGGGAAACCGACAGGCGACAGAUGGCUACUUUCUACUGUGCAAGGCAACUGGGUGAAUGGUAGGACAUCUGGCGGAAGUAGGAACGACCUCCGUAAAUACCAGACCAACCCUCAAUACUUGCUUGAGUUCAACCAACCAGAUGUGUUCCGUCCGGACGAGGACGCACCAGAAGAAGAAGGCAAAUGCUCGGUUGUGAUUGGUCUAAUGCAGGAGUAUAGGAGAGAAGGUAGAAGUGACGGAAUGAAGAAUCUUUAUCUGUGCCUCAAUAUCUUCAAGGUAACAACCAGACCCAGUGGCAAGCUUGAUUAUCGCUUCUUCAGUCGUAACAGAGAAGUUAUUAACACGGGUUCUUAUAUCAACCGACGAGAAGUCACGUUAACUGCUGAACUGGAGCCUGGUAGUUACCUGUUGGUGCCUUCUACGUUCUACGGCGACGAAGACGGAGAAUUCUUAGUCCGUAUUUUUACAGAACAGAGCGUAAACGUGGAGGAGCUUCGAUAGUUUACCAAACAUAAUUUUAUAUAUAGUAGAGUGGAGAAAGACGGGACACCUUUAGCACAUAAUGUCCAAACAUCCUUAUCGUGUUUUAAACAAUUAACAACGGUCUAUGGGAGUUGUGAGGAUACGAUAUUACAUUUCUUUGAUUGUUCUUCGUUUACUACCAAAUAGGACGAGAAAAUACACCAAAGAGGUGUCCCAUCUUCCCCCACCCUAUACUAUACAUAUGAAAUUUAUCAAACAACUAUAGAUUAUUAACCAUUAACAUUCAUUUCUUUUCAAAAAAAUAGUCGAUACUCACAUGGGGUUUAAGCAAUAUCGUACUAGGUUGGGGUAAGAUGGUCCAUGUUUUUAAUCCGUUUUAUCUUUCCAUUUGUUAGUAAACAAAGAAUUUUUACGCAGUUAUACAACGUAUUUUCCCGACUUCAAAAUAGCGUUGUUAAUUGUUAAAAACACGUUUAGUAAUACGGGAUAUUAUGUGCUAACGGUAUCCAUCUUACCCCGACCUUUUAUAUUAACCAUUUAAUCUUUCAAAAACACUUCUUUUAAAGCUAAGAUCCCAAUCAUACUUUACUAGAACAGUUUCCAUGGCCCAUCUCACGCUGUAAGGUUUACAACAUUAGUAUACGGUUUAAGUAGUUCGAAUAUCUGUGUACUACUUUGUUUUGUACGUCUAUGGGCACUUUCUUUAGAGUUGCGACGCAGUUUUAGUCGUUUGUACUGCACUAUUACGUAUCAACACUAUACUGCUUAUACACCAACCAUUACUUACUGCAAAUUUCAAGCGAGUAUUUGUUUUAUUUGCCGAAUUUGAAACCAGUGUCUUUUUAUUCUAUAUGGGUAAGGUUCUGUGGCGACGCAAGCCAGGAAGCCCUAGGGUUUUGGCUAAAAUUGGCCCACUACCCAUACAACUACCAACGUUUUUUUUCAUUUUUUUUGUUUUAAUUUCUAAUCUUCAUUAUACUACUGUUUUUGAUGUCAUAAUUAUGUCCGUGCCAUAAUUGUGUUAUAUUAGCCAGAAUAAGCAAUAAAUUUUCAAUUUUUCUCUCAA